Spodoptera littoralis (African cotton leafworm) is the source of this 1125-nucleotide messenger RNA. The record is from the annotation of a GenBank genome assembly. Lineage: Eukaryota; Metazoa; Arthropoda; Insecta; Lepidoptera; Noctuidae.
AUGUUGAUUUGUAUUCAUUAUUUCUUGGUUUUAAUUACACAAAUAUACGCGGGGAUAGUCAAAGGACCUGAUUCGACCCUCAUUAUAACAAGAGUAUUGUCAUUAACUUCCAAUGUCGAGACGAUUGGCUAUCACCAGUGGCAUCACGAUUAUGGCAUAGGUAAUACAAGUGACCUCAUGCCGGUCGUCAACGGCUCAAAAAGUACGUACCAGUUUUACAUUGAGAAAUUUGAUAAUGGAUCUAACGUUUACUGCAGGCAUAUUGACGGUGGUUUGACUGUCAAUAUCAAAAACAAUAUUUUAUUCAAUUGCGGAAUGCAACCAAUGAAGCUGUUUUUAGUCGAUGACGGUUAUUACGAGGACAAGGUGGAUAAAAUUAGUGAAUAUAACGAUAACUCAACAUUCAGAUUUGAGUGUGUCAAGCAUCCUUAUGUUUCCAGUACUACAAUUUCAGAUGUGUUCGUUGGCUGGAUCAAUCCGAACACAGACAAAAUGUCAGUGCUCGCCAAGAGACGAGGAGAUAAUAUAAGAGUUAAACUAACGCUUAACAAAACAUAUAAUUCAAGCAUGAUUUGUUGUAUAUACUACACCACGAGGGCAUCCAGCUCGCACACACAAAUACAGCGUUACGUUACUCAUAAAACCCGAUUGAUAUGGAAAGAUAAUAGUGAGCCUCAAACAACAAAAUCAACCACUUCUACGAGCACAGCUAAGUAUACUGAAACUGAUGUGGAAUCAACUGAGAGAGACCAAAGUUUUAAAGAAGACGAUAUAAAAUAUUUAGCCAAUAGAAGUAACGAUUCUGAAGAUGGAUUAACAUUAAAUGGAAAUAAGUUUAAGAAUAACGUCAAUCGUGAACAAAGCGACACACAUGAAACUAAAGAUAGCAAGUCUCUGAUACUUGGUGUCGGUUCCGGUGUCCUAUUGGUGCUGACAAUUAUUGUACUAGCGGUGGUGGUGCUGGUAAAAAAACACAACAGUAACUCUGGAAGAGGAAGUCCACGACUGGAUCAGAAACACGUCAACGUGGCGUCUCCAUUUUACUUAAAUCUCUUGUUUCGAGAAGAAUGCAAUAAAGAAAUUAAUAAAAUUGAACAAGAACACUACUACGAGGAAAUAUUAUAG